AUGACCCUCAGUGUGUGUGAAGCAUUUAAAGAAGUUGAGGAAUAUUUGCCUGAUGAUUUUGAUUUCAAGAGGGAUCAUAAGCCUACUAAUAUAUACACUGCUUAUUGUAGAGCUAACAAGGCAACAGGGAAAGGAGAAUGUAUGAAUGGCAAUUACGUAAUUAACGCUGUUACUGUAUUAUUACUUAAUAAUUUAUUCGUUGGGGGUGAUCUAGAAUCUGAAAAUGAACGUAACGAAUAUAUAAUGUAUACUAUGCUAUGGUUAAGCAAUAAAAUGAAACUAAUUAAAUUAGGGACCUACGGAACCGUGGCAGAUUUUUUUGUCACGUUUAUGAAAGAUGAUCCAGAGUAUAGACCUUAUAUUAAGCUAAUCAAUAGGAACAAAACAAUAAUGAAUCUUCAACUUCAUAGAAUGCGUAAACUUUAUGGGUUACUUAUUGAUCUGUGUAAUGCAAUUAAUAAGCAUGCUGAUGAUCCUUCAAAUUAUUCUGAUUUUUCAAAUUUUGCUACUAAUUGGGAAGAAGAAGCCUAUAAAUUUGCUAAUAAAAAAACUAAGAUUUUUGAAGAUAAUCAAUAUUGUGAUAUUUUGUCGACUUUAAAAAAUGCUUAUGAGAAAUAUAGAAAAGAUAAUGGUAACCCACGUGGAAUUCGAAAACUUAAAGAUAUCACAGGAAUGGAUGAUUGUAGGAAAUUAUGUAAAGAUGCAAAAACCUCAUCGAAAAUUUUACUGGUGAAAUCCCGAGAAUUAAGGACGAAAAAAAAACCUUCAGCAAAUCCAAAAAAACCUUCAGUAAAUCCACAAAAAAAUUCAGCAGAUCCACAAAAAAAUUCAGCAGAUUCACAAAAAAGCUCAGCAGAUACACAAAAAAGCUCAACAGAUACACAAAAAGGUUCAGGGCGUGUAAAAAAAAAUAUCGAGAAAAGGGAUGACACAUCGACAUAUUUAGAUAUUAAAAAUACAUUUGAAGACUAUACUUCAUUUUUUAGUAGUGUGCUUACUAAUAUUGGCAAUAACUUAUAUGAAAAGGCGGUGCCAACCUUACAAAAUGUUUACGGUAAAUUAAAAAAUUUUUCUGAUACCACGAUUAGUUAUAUGAACGACCAGCUUAAAAAAGCAAUAGAAAAUUAUACAUUAUAUAAGGAUAUACCUGAGGAAAAAGGCCCCGUAGGUGACCCACCAUUAGUUAAUGACCCACCAUCAUCUAGUGACUUACCAUCAUCUAGUGACUUACCAUCAUCUAGUGACUCAUCAUCAUCUAGUGACCCAUCAUCACCUACUGACCCAUCAUCACCUACUGACCCAUCACCACCUAGUUACCCAUUACCAUUUACUGGCCCAUUACCACCUAGUGACUCAUCACCACCUAGUGACUCAUCACCACCUAGUGGCUCAUCAUCACCUAGUGGCUCAUCAUCUAUUGACUUACAAUCACCUACUGACUCACAACCACAUACUGAUUCACAAUUACAUACUGACUCACAAUCACCUACUAACUUACCAGAAUCUAGUGGCCCAUUACCAUCUAUUGGCUUAUCACCAUCUAGUGACUCAUCAUCAUCUAGUGGGUCAUUAUCACUUCAAGAAAAUCUACCACAAGAAAAUCCACCACCUCAAGAAAAUCUAUCACCUCCAGAAAAUUUAUCACCUCAAGAAACUCCAUCACCUCAAGAAACUCCAUCACCUCAAGAAUAUCCAUCAUCUCAAAUAAAUCUAUUAUCUCAAGUAAAUCCAUCUGAAACUUCACUUGAAACUUCACUACUAUCAAGUUCUAUGGAACAAAUUAAAACACAGCAACCGCCUCAGGAUUCACCUGAAAAAGGAAAUUUUGAUCAAAAAAAUAAUCACGAAGAAUUUCAAAACGCAGUGCCCAAAGCAGUGGAAAUUCCAGCGCCAAGUCAAUCGUCAAUUCCAGCGCCAAGUCAACCGUCAAUUACAGGGUCAAAUCACCCGUCAAUUACAGGGUCAAUUACAUCUUUAAUUCCAGCGUCAAUUACAGGGGGGAGUUCAGGGGGAAUUCCAGAAGGAAUUUCAGUCAUUAAACUAAAACAUCCAGUAAACGAAGUAAAAAUAAAUAAAACACCAGGAAUAUAUGAUAAUGUACUCAAAAAAUACAAACCAAUUGUAGUUUCAAUUAUAGUUCUUUUAAUUCCUAUUGCUUUAGUUAUUAUGAACAAGUAUGUGCCAUUUGGAUGGAGAAAGAAAUCGAAGAAAAAAAAAAAAAAGAAAAAUGCUAUAAAUAUGUUUGGUGUAAAUGAAACAGCAAAAAGAGUUAUAAACUCAACUGAUCGAAAGAAACAAGCGGAAACAAUUAUAAAUUCAUCUACUCAAAAAAAACAGGAUGAAAAGUUUAUAAAUUCAUCUACUCAAAAAAAACAGGAUGAAAAGUUUAUAAAUUCAUCGAGUCAAAAAAAACAGGAUGAAAAUUUUAUAAAUUCAUCGAGUCAAAAAAAAAAGGAUAAAAAGUUUACAAAUUCAUCGAGUCAAAAAAAAAAAGAUAAAAAGUUUAUAAACUCAAAUGAUCGAAAGAAAAAAGUGGAGAUAAUUAUAAAUUCAUCUACUCGAAAAAAAAAGAAUAAAAAGUUUAUAAACUCAACUGAUCGAAAAAAACAAGUGGAAAUAAUUAUAAAUUCAUCUACUCAAAAAAAAAAGACUACACAAUUUAUAGAUUCAUCUACUCAAAAAAAAAAGGUGCAAAUAAUUAUAAAUUCACAUAUUCAAAAAAAACAGACUGAACAGUUUAUAAAUCCCGUUUAUUGGGAAAAAUAUUCAUUAUUAAAUAUAUACAAACAUAUGAAGUCCGAUCCUGCACCAUUUAUUUGUUUGUUUUUGUUGAUGAUUUUUUUUGUUUAUAAAAGAAAAUGCACUUCUUUAGAAUAA
Messenger RNA from Plasmodium yoelii, 2877 nucleotides. Its product is annotated as PIR protein. Lineage: Eukaryota; Apicomplexa; Aconoidasida; Haemosporida; Plasmodiidae. The coding region runs from base 1 to 2877 and encodes 958 amino acids. The record is from RefSeq and is a predicted model, not a curated record. The transcript is spliced from 3 exons.